Messenger RNA from Aspergillus puulaauensis, 1776 nucleotides. RefSeq names its product DNA cytosine methyltransferase. The transcript has 2 exons. Lineage: Eukaryota; Fungi; Ascomycota; Eurotiomycetes; Eurotiales; Aspergillaceae. Gene Ontology annotation, molecular function: methyltransferase activity. The record is from RefSeq and is a predicted model, not a curated record. The coding region runs from base 1 to 1776 and encodes 591 amino acids. Gene Ontology annotation, cellular component: nucleus.
AUGGACGACCCAGGCAAUAUCAUAGUGAUAGAUGAUAAUGCCAGCAGCACAAGUAGCGACACACUCGAUCAUGAAACAAGAAGUGUUACGAUAGACAACGAUUCUAGUUCUAGCAGUUCCUACUUUUUACGCCAAUACACUCGUACAGAAACUCCUUUCACCUCAUUACCGCAGGAAGUUGUCGACCUUACAGAGAACUUCCUUACAGACUCAGAGUUAUUUGACGAAGGUGAUUAUGUUACGGAUGAGUGUCUUGAGGUCUUACUCGAAAACGGGCUUUACGUACAGCACACGUCUGGCUCCCCUUGCCCUGCUCAGCUGGAGCUCCCGGAGAGAAAGCCUCUGGAGGAAAUAAUUUCAGACGGGAUUAUUUAUAAGCUGGGACAGUCAGUUGAACUUCAUGAUGAUACAUUUUUCCGUAUAUGUUCUAUAUGGGAGAACACGAAGGGCGAAAUCUACUUCCAGGGCCGCCGACUGCUAAAAGUCAAAGAUCAUAUUGGCACUUAUCUUCCCCGGUGGAAUAACGAGUUGGUUUGGAUUGCAAAUGAAGCUGCUGAGAUUCCCUUAGAGCUUGUUCGACGUUUUGUUUCGGUCUGCUUCACUAAUUACCGUUACAGUAAUCGAGACCAGCAAAAGAAGUGUUCAAAAUAUCUGUUCUGUCGGCUGAAAGAAAUUCUCCGCAAGGAAACCACAUCGGUCGAAUAUUUAACAUACGAAGAAGCAGACACUGGAUACCGUAUCAUUCCAGCAGCUCUGCGCCACUCGUGGCGAGGAGAGACUCCUUUAUUUGGCAGCGAAGAACAUCAAGCACCAGUUAUUGUGUUAGAUGAGGUUGAAAAUCCUGAACAGCAGAUAUGCCGAAAAUAUACCUUUGGUGACGCGUUUUGUGGUGCUGGAGGUGUUUCUUGCGGUGCUCAAACUGCCGGUUUGCAUAUAAAGUGGGCAUUUGAUAAGUCGCAGAAUGCUGCAGCAACAUACCGGCUCAACUUCCCCAGGGUUGAAUGCGAAAAUAGUGAUAUAUUCAGCUUCCUGACUAAUAACGAGGAUUUCCUUCGGGUAGAUAUUACCCACGGCUCACCACCAUGUCAGACAUUCUCCCCAGCGCAUACAAUAGCCGGGCCUAAUGAUGAUGCGAACUCAGCAUGUAUUUUUUCUUGUGGGGACCUUAUUCGCAAAGCAAAACCUAGAAUCCACACGAUGGAGGAGACAAGCGGCCUUUGCGAGCGACACAAGGAGAUCUUCUUCGGAGUAAUCCGUGACUAUAUUGAGAUUGGGUAUUCUGUUCGCUGGGCUGUUUUGAAAUUUAUGGAGUAUGGUGUCCCCCAAAUACGGAAGAGACUGGUCGUUAUUGCUUCUGGACCCGGUGAAACCCUUCCACCGAUACCACGCGCGACUCACGGCUUACCGGAGACUGGUUUGCGCGAAAUAGCAACCAUCAACCGGGUCAUUUCGAGCAUUCCUGCUGGGACUCCUGAUCACGAUGUUGAAAAUGCAAGAGCUUUAAGAAAAGUACCCUUUGAUGGGAACCGACUAGCGAAGACAAUAACCUGCGGUGGCGGUGAUAAUUACCACCCGUCUGGAGAGCGUUGCUUCACAAUACGAGAGUCUGCGUGUUUGCAGACGUUCCCAUUGAACUUCCGCUUCCAACAAGAUGCACGGACACAGAUUGGAAAUGCAGUUCCUCCUGUGUUCGCCAAGGCGAUUUAUGGCGAGAUUAUCAGAUCAUUGCGAGAGACGGAUAAGCGAGAAUCCAGCCGGUCAUUGCCUGGUCCGUGA